This is a messenger RNA of Dictyostelium discoideum AX4, 426 nucleotides long. RefSeq names its product DUF339 family protein. Bases 1 to 426 code for a protein of 141 amino acids. The record is from RefSeq and is a predicted model, not a curated record. The transcript has a single exon. Lineage: Eukaryota; Evosea; Eumycetozoa; Dictyosteliales; Dictyosteliaceae. Gene Ontology annotation, biological process: mitochondrial electron transport, succinate to ubiquinone. Gene Ontology annotation, cellular component: mitochondrial matrix; mitochondrion.
AUGUUUAAAUCAAUUAAACAAAUUAAAUCUUCAAUUGGAUUUAUAACUACAAAUACAACAAGAAGAAAUUUUUGUUCAAAUAAAAUAGGUGGUUUUACAAUUAAAAAUGUUGAAGAUGAAUCAAAGAUUAAAAUAAAUAAUGAAAUUUCAGAGAUAGAGAAAUUACGUAAAAAAUUAUUAUAUCAAAGUAAAGAAAGAGGAAUGUUAGAAAAUGAUUUAUUAUUAGGUAGUUUUGCAACAUUAAAUAUUCAUAAACUUACAGAAUCACAACUUAGAGAUUAUAAUUUACUCUUACAACAACCAGAUCCUGAUAUUUUUAAUUGGAUUCUAAAAAAGGCUGAAGUCCCUGAAGAAUUUGAAACUGAAGUUUUAAAAUUAGUUCAACAUCAUUGUAAAAAUGAUCCAUUGGGUUAUACUAGAAAAUAA